CUUUGGUCGCCUCCCACGCAUUUUCGCAUCUACAAUAUCAGUGCCAGGUUCGCGCUGCUUUUCGAGGUGAUAGCUCGCCUUCUUGGCCCUCAUCGGCUUCGCUAAGCAGCUUGCUGUCUUUGUCACCGUCUCAGCUCUCUAACCGAUCGCUUGUGGUUCUGCAACUCGCUACAACGCGCUCGUAAUCACCGUUUACGUUGAAGCAUGUCGUUACAGCCGACAUUCGACAAUCCCACUGCGCUUCGGCGUUUCUUGCAGACGCAGAGCGUGGAUUUCAUUUGCCGCGACAUGAUGCCGAGCUUAUUGGCUGAGCUACGGCGUCUACCGUCACCUGGAGACGUCAAUGAGCCAGCAUUGGAGCAGACAGUACAUUAAUACCGAGUGAUAGCCACUUACCCCCCGUUACGAGAGACGCCUUCUUCGAGAGAUUCAAGCCCAAGAGCAGCACUCAGGUACUUUGCGGCUACUUAUUCCAGCGUAACGACAUCGUGUUCAACUGCAAGACGUGCCAGUCGGACGAGACGUGUGUGCUGUGUCUCAAAUGUUUCCAGAACGGCAACCAUGAAGGUCACGACGUCUUUUUCCACCGCACAAGUCCAGGCGGAGUCUGUGACUGUGGGGACAGCGAAGCUUGGGCGCCCGAGGGCUUCUGCGUGUACCACGGCCAAAGAGACGGAGAAGCAACAGCCAAUACUAACAGUGAGAGUGCUGGUUCAUUGCCCGAGGACAUCGUGCAAGUGGCCGAUGCUUUAUUCACGACAAUUGUGGAGUUUUGUGUCGAGAUGGCCAAGCGAUCCAUGCAGGUGUUUGAUGCUGAGUAUGUGGACGCACAGGGACGACAGACGCUGCAUGAAUUGAGGCUGAAAGUACAGGAACGAGGGUUUACUAUGGAGGACGCACAGAGGAUGGAGCGCCAGUUCCACGUGAGAAUCUGCAACGAUGACGUCCACUCGGACGAAGAUUUAAUCCGCUCGUUGUCACAGAAAAGGAUCCCGAGGGCGGAGGAUCUGGUACGCGCCAUUGACUCGAAUGGAUCGGAGAUUGUGGCCCAGAACUUGUCGCUACGAGACGCUUUGACGCUCAUGCAGGCGCUGCAGAGCGAGGGAUGGCAUGUGUGUGUGGUUCAGGACCGGUUCAUUCAUGAUGAAGACGUGUUGCUGCGUGUGGCGCAGUGGGUCAAGGUCAUCUGCUCGCUGUCCAAGCAGCUCCACGUGCUCUUUUGCGAUAAAUUGUUCGCUACGGACGGCCAGAGCAAAGAACCGAUCCAAGUCAUGUUCCUGUCGGACCCGUACUUCCGCAAAGAUAUCGUGUUGGAGCUGUACGAGUUGUACUUGAAGUUACAGGGAGAUAAAGACCCAAAGCUGCAGUUCUCGAUCGUCUUCCUCAAGGUUUACAACCGUAUGAUGCUGAAAUAUUUCUGUGGCGUCGGCACUCGAGAAGAAUCACUGUUCCAGUACGGCGUGCAGAUCCUCACGACGCCUUCGAUCGUGCACCAUCUGGCGAGCCUUGGUUUACUGGAUAUGCUACUGGAUACGAUCAAUACGGCGCUGGAAAUGGCGCGCACGCCGACUUUACCGCCACAUCAGCACCAGGGCGUCUGCCACACACUGGAUUGCGACCAUCCUCUGCUUAAAUUCAAGCGAUAUCAUUUCGUGAUCGAGAAUUUUGGUUAUGUAUUGGGCAUCCCGGCGAUGUCCAGUUCGUUGCUUCUGCGAUCCGAUUUGUUGGAGAAAUGGCUGGAUGCGCUCACAGAAAUCCAAGGGCUGGAUCCUCAGGUGCGGAUACAAGACGGACGAGCACACGUGACGUACGAGACGCAGUCAUGGCUUACAGCGUUCGCGUUCCACGCCAACGUGAGUAAAAUCCUUACAUUCAUCUCCAAGGGACUUCGCUAUCACGAAGCAGUAGAUACAGAUACUCGCAAUCGAGAUCGGGAGCGUAUGGUGUUUAAUAUGCUGGAGGGCUUUUGGGAUCAAUUGGAUCGGGCGGGGAUGGCCACAACUCGAUUGCAACUGUACAUUUCGCCGUGUGGGAGACUGAUGGGCUCGUCUGAGAAGAUUGUCAAGUAUGACGUGUCGACCCAACCUGUGUCAUUCCACAAUCCGCUUCACGGUCUGCUGGCCAGUUUUCUCAUUGAGAGUCUGUACUAUGGUCCGCCAGCGGCCCCUGGCAGUGCUGUUCCGUGGAUCACGGACUGGGGCGCACUGCUUGAACGCUCUAUGACUAAAGUGUUGCAGUUAAACGGGGUUGGCGGCGAGGAACACAACGAUUUUAUGCGACACAAGAGGACCAUGUUAAUUUAUGCGAUGAUGGAGUACCCGCUGCGCUCUCUGGUGCUGUGUGCACAGAUCAGCUGCGGACUUUGGAUCCGUAAUGGCCAGAACAUGCAGCGUCAGAUGCUGAAUUAUACGAGUCCGCCGUGGUGCAGCGAACUGCGAGACUUAGAUCUGUUCCUCGUGCAGGUGAGCGCGACGAUCGUGGGGUUCCCCAAGUUUUUGACCAUUUUCUUCGACCGCUUUGGCCUGUCCGAGUGGCUUCUAACAUGGGCAAACGUCCGCAAUGCUGGUGACGAGAGCUCUGGGAUCUCAGCUCGAGAGGCACUUUCCAGCGGUGCAGAGGACGAAAAACUUGUCGGAGUCUUGGAGGCAGCGCUGCUGCAGCUAAUCUGGAUCGUGACUGAGCUGACGCCCCCUUUGGAUGGAAUUGAGCAACGAGACACGGUCCUUCGUCGUGAGAUUAUCCACCGCCUAAGCCAGCAUCCAUGUCGACUGUCAGAGCUGCUGGACCAGACCACGUUUGUGGUUUCAACGCCGUUCGGUGGCAUUUCAGCUCGACAAGAGAAGCAGCACUUAACGCGGCUUGAACGGAUCUUGGACGAAGUUGCUGACGAGCAGGUGAAGCGCUCCGUGAUGGUGGCUCCUCUGGGCGAUGGCGCUGGCGACGAUGAUAGUAUGGGAGACGGAUCCAUGGAACCUACCAAGUAUAUCCUGAAGAAGGAGUACUUUAAGGAAUACGACCCGUCCUUCUAUCACUUGAGUCGCUCCAGUCACGAGAAAGCGCAGUUUGCAAGACAGGAAGCUUUAUUCAAGACGUGGAAGGUAGAAGACCAGCCUGUUCCGUUGGUGGCGCAAGUUCCACCUCCUCAUGUGUCGCUGGGAAGCGUGCGCUUUCUCGUGCUGGAGAAGGGACUGCUGGGUGUCUUGCGACUUGUGCUGGAGGAUGCCAACUGCCCUGAUGGCCACUGUGAAGGCACGAGUUGUACGCCUGGAGUCAAGAGGACCAACGUUAUGGUUUUACUGCGUGCUAUUCACUUGAUUAAUCUGGUCGUGCUUGUGCUAAAGCGUGGCGCUGGAGGAGCUACGUUGCCGCAAGAGAACGAGGUGGUGUUGUCCGAGAGCAAGAGACGUCAGACACUAGCGCUACUACGCAAUGGACCCGAAGCUUUUACAGAGUCUGACACAACGUCUCGUGGUAAGAAGCGAGUGAAGAGACAGCCGAUAUCCAGUGACGACGAUGUGCAGAUGAGUAGUGACGAUCAAGGCGACUUGAAUGACGUACAGGAGUUGAGUAUUGUUGCGUUACUAGUGGCUCUUUCGAAAGAUAUGGUGAAGCACGACUUUGAGACGUCAAAGUCGACGAUCUCGGCCAUUUAUUGGAUCCUGAACGAGUUGGCAGCGCUGGACCGUGCGAUUCAUGCGUUUGUGGAGCUUAAAGUGUGGAGUGGAAUGAAGAAACACGAGGAGUUGGUGGCUGAGAAUGGCAUGUCCAAGGCGGAGCUCAAGAAGCUGCACCAACAACGCGCGAUUGCAGCCAUGAUGGCACGUCAAAAGGCGUUUGCACAGUCCAGUGCCUUUGCUGAUAUGGACGACGAGGACGAGGUUGACGAGGACUCUGGUGGCUCUGGAUCUGGCAAGUUUGGAGUGGACUCAGAUGACGUUAGUGAACGUCCUGGACACACGAUCGUGUACCGGCCUCCACUACCGCCAGACUGCAUUAUCUGCUCGCAGAAGGAGAAGGACGAGCCGAUCAUGUACAUUGGCCACGCACAGAUGAGUCGAGUCAAUGCGCAUGCACUUGAAAACCUUCCUGGAGAUGUGGAGACUGCGGACGGAAGUAACAGCUCAUCGACUUCAGUGUUCCCGCCGCAGAUUCAUCUGUCGCUGUGCGGCCAUGCUGUACACUUGCAUUGUUGGCAGAAGUACUUCGAGUCGGUGAAAGCGCAGUCGCGGUUUAACCUCGAGCACAGCCAGACGAACAUUGCGUUCGACGCGCACUUUGGCGAGUUCCUGUGUCCGUUAUGUCAGGCUCUGAGCUCCAUGCUGGUACCGUGUUUGCCAAUUUGUCCGCCUUUAACGUCAGCAGACCAACAACGCGAUCGUGACGCUAUGGAGCGAGUCUUCCAGUCGAAACAGGAAACAUCCAGUAUUCUAUCGUGGUUAUCUGAUGGACUACCGAGUCGAUUGGAAGCGAUGGCCCCGCAUGACGAAGAUAUAAGUGACGAGGAGGAUGGAGACGAGAGAACGCGCCUGCAGCGUCAAGACGACAUUCGUGCUAUGAAUCAAUUCGCUGUGUCAUUCCUGGAGGUAAUGCUGCGCUUCCAACCUGAGAUGACGCAUCUGGCAACUGCCAUGAGUGCUCUCAAGAAGGGAUUCUUCUCUACUGGAGCGCAACUGACUCAUUUGAUCUGGUCUUCAGUAGCUUCGACGAUCACAAGCACUCAGUUGAGUGGCAUUUCUUCUGCUAUCUAUUCGUUUGAAGCGUAUGUAGCGUCAAAGAAUGCGAACAAGGGAUCCAACUGGAGAUCGAGUACUCGAGCGAAUGGAGGUACAGGCCCUGCCACGGCUGCGUCUUCCUUCUCGUCGUUGAGGAUCACCAACAUCUUGAACCCUGCGGUACCGUGUCUGAAUACACGCGUGGCCGUGUCAUUACCGGAAUCGCUCGACCCACAGCUGGACCAGUUCACGCCAAAAGACGACAGCAAGUUGAACGUGUUGCUUCGUUCACUACGGCGCAUGCCGUUGCUCUUCACCAACCGCCGUCGAGGAUUUUACGAGAGCAUGUGCUUCCCUAUAGCGCAGAAUCUUCGACUUGCUCUGUCACCCGAACAGUGGCUCGAGACGUUGACGCACGGACCACCACUGCAGCUAGGACAACCCAUUUUGGGCCAGGAUUUGUUCUACCUGUGCGUCGCUAUCUGUAGCAGUAUGCUGACGACCAAGGCAGAUAUCCUGCUCACGAUUCGCUCUCUGUGUGUUUUGCACAUGGCUCAAGUGCUUAUCCAGUUAGCUCAAAUGGAGGCUGAAGAUGAAGACGAUUGUGUCGAGGAAGAGCAGAACGAGGCGGAGAGAAGACGUGCCACCACGACUGAUGAUGCCUCACUGGAGCAAAGGGAAGAGAUGCAGCGUGGACUGGAGACACUGAUAGCUCGGCUCGCACUAGAAGCUGGCGUGAAUGUCGUAGAUCAAGGCGACAAGGACGAGGACAAUGCUGCGUCUUCUAGUCGACGUCCAGCUCCGCAAGGACGACAGCUGCAACUGCUGUUUAAGUCGUCGUGUCUGGCAUUCAUGAGGCAAGUGACGCUGCUGUGUCGUGCAUUCUUCCGAGGUGAACAGGACCCCGAUGCCUCGUGGAGUGCCAACUUUGUAAGUUCGUUACGGCUUAGCACAAACUACCACGACAUGUGCCAGCAAUUGGGACUGCCAAGAAUUACUCAGUUGCUGGCGGACGAGGCGCUGGUAGAGUAUCUGUUACGAGCAGCUCGUGAGCUACGUGUUCGUCCUACAAGUGCCGCUGUAUCUGAGGAGCUACAGACUCGCUACAAGCAACAUGGCCACUCUGAUCUGCUUGUCGCUGAGCUCCAGAAACUCAGUUUUAACGAGGGCAAGCAUGACGCUACAGAUCGGGAAGUUCUGAUCGCGCGAAGUAAUUUACGGGAGAUGCCGAAGCUUCCACUCCGUCUAGAGCCGGACGCACAGCAACACAAGAAUUUAUUCCACUUCGCUAAUAUCCGGUUGGUCAAGCUAGCGUCGUCGUACACUGAUCUGCACUCGGAGGUACUGGGUAAGAGCAAGUGCAAGCAGACGUGGAAGACCGUCGAGAAUCCGGCCAUUUGCCUUGUGUGUGAGCAGGUUUUAUGUGCCGGAACGGAAUGCUGUCGACGACGCAGUGACGGCAUGGGCGCCUGCACACACCACGCCAUCACAUGUGGCGCUGGCGUUGGAUUGUUCUUCCUCAUGCGAUCAUCGUCAGUGCUGCUCGUGUUUGGCCCAAGGAGUUCGUACUUCGGAUCGCCGUAUCUCGACAUGUUUGGUGAAGAAGACAUUAAUGUGCGUCGUGGUCGGCCGCUGUAUUUGAAUGCUAAGCGGAUGAAGGCCUUACAGGCCCUAUACGCCAACCAUCAGCUAGCCAACGAGGUGGCACGUAAUCGCCGUACCUCAGACCAGUACAUUCGCAAUAACUACUACUGAGUAGACAGUGAGAAGAACAUAAAAGUCAGGUAGUUGAUUCAAGCAGCUGUAAAUGCAAUAAUCUGUAUUGGUUUCGAAAAAAAAAUCUGUGAAAGAACAUGAAAGUCCAUUUUUUAAUGGCCAUUCCACAGGUAUUUUUUACAUAUGUAGAUCCG
Messenger RNA from Phytophthora nicotianae INRA-310, 6622 nucleotides. RefSeq lists its product as hypothetical. Lineage: Eukaryota; Oomycota; Peronosporomycetes; Peronosporales; Peronosporaceae. Gene Ontology annotation, biological process: ubiquitin-dependent protein catabolic process via the N-end rule pathway; protein ubiquitination. The transcript has 2 exons. The coding region runs from base 783 to 6467 and encodes 1894 amino acids. The record is from RefSeq and is a predicted model, not a curated record. Gene Ontology annotation, cellular component: ubiquitin ligase complex; cytoplasm. Gene Ontology annotation, molecular function: ubiquitin protein ligase activity; zinc ion binding.